ACAAUCUGUGUGACAGAAGGCAGCGCAACAUACGCAGCGUGGCAUUUAACCCUCAAUGAUUGUGCGGCAGUUGGUGUGUAGGGGUUUGACCUCUCACCUGUGUGCGGCAGUCAGACUGAACUGGAGAUCUCCAAAGAUGGCUAGACCAAGCUCAAAUUUAACAAAAUUUCGUGAGGAGUUUGAUAAAGCAAAGCACAUUGCUAUCAUAACGGGGGCUGGAGUGAGUGCAGAGAGUGGCGUACCAACCUUUAGAGGACAGGGGGGCUACUGGAGGAAAUGGCAGGCACAGGAUUUGGCAACCCCUGAAGCUUUCUCUCGAGAUCCUUCUUUAGUCUGGGAAUUUUACCAUUACAGGCGUGAGGUAAUGCGCAGUAAGAUGCCGAACCCAGCACACCUGGCUAUAGCGGAGUGUGAGUCCCGUCUCAGCCAGCAGGGGCGCUCUGUUGUGAUCAUCACUCAGAACAUCGAUGAACUGCACCAUCGCGCUGGUUCCAAACACGUCUAUGAGAUCCACGGUAGUCUAUUUAAAACUCGCUGCAUGAGCUGUGGAGAAGUGAAAGCCGACCACAAGAGUCCAAUCUGUCCUGCUCUGGAGGGGAAAGGAGAGCCUGACCCCAAUGCCAAGGAUGCCAGAAUACCAGUUGAGGACCUGCCCAGGUGUGAAAAGAGGGGCUGUAAUGGCUUGCUGAGGCCUCAUGUGGUUUGGUUCGGAGAGACUUUAGAUUCAGAUAUUCUCACCGCUGUGGAGGAGGAGCUGGAAAAGUGUGAUCUCUGCUUAGUGGUGGGCACCUCCUCCAUAGUUUACCCAGCGGCCAUGUUCGCUCCUCAGGUGGCGGGUAGAGGUGUGCCUGUAGCUGAAUUCAACAUGGAGUGCACACCUGCUACUAAGCGCUUUAAAUAUCACUUUGAGGGUCCUUGUGGCACCACACUGCCUCCCGCCCUGGAACGGCACGAGAGCGAGGCCAUUUAAGGAGAAAGAAGGCAUGACCGAUCCAUUCGUUUAGCACU
Molecule: messenger RNA, 1008 nt
Organism: Rhinichthys klamathensis goyatoka
Lineage: Eukaryota; Metazoa; Chordata; Actinopteri; Cypriniformes; Leuciscidae
Gene: sirt5
Product: sirtuin 5
Exons: 10
Coding region: 56-970 (304 amino acids)
Molecular function (GO): NAD+ binding; protein-succinyllysine desuccinylase activity; protein-malonyllysine demalonylase activity
Source: RefSeq, a predicted model, not a curated record